Molecule: messenger RNA, 1488 nt
Organism: Dipodomys ordii (Ord's kangaroo rat)
Lineage: Eukaryota; Metazoa; Chordata; Mammalia; Rodentia; Heteromyidae
Gene: Adm
Product: adrenomedullin
Exons: 4
Coding region: 168-737 (189 amino acids)
Biological process (GO): adrenomedullin receptor signaling pathway; regulation of systemic arterial blood pressure; adenylate cyclase-activating G protein-coupled receptor signaling pathway
Cellular component (GO): extracellular region
Molecular function (GO): adrenomedullin receptor binding; hormone activity
Source: RefSeq, a predicted model, not a curated record
GACACUAUACCGAGCAGCUACAGCCUUUAAGCCCUUCUGGGUUCUUCUCAUCGCCGUCAGUCUUGGACUUUGGGAUUUUUGCCACUGACUGGAGAAGGACGUCUGGGACUUUUAUCUUCCAAGUACUUAGAAGAUCACCCCUUCAGCAGAGUCUGCGCUUCGCCAGAAUGAAGCUGGUUUCCAUCGCCCUGAUGUUCCUGGGCUCCCUGGCCUUCUUAGGAGCGGACGCCGCGCGGCUCGACGUGUCCUCGGAGUUCCGAAAGAAAUGGAAUAAGUGGGCUCUAAGUCGUGGAAAGAGGGAGUUGCGAGUGUCCAGCAGCUACUCCACCGGGCUUGCUGACACGCAGGCUGCAUCUGUCCAGACUUUCUCUGCGCCCCAGGAUGGGAAGGACGACGCCCGGAGCCCCCAGGCCAGCGGUCCGGACGCUGCUCGCACCCGAGUCAAGCGCUAUCGCCAGAGCAUGAACAGUAACUCCCAGGGCCUGCGCAGCUUUGGCUGCCGCUUCGGGACGUGCACGGUGCAGAAGCUGGCCCACCAGAUCUACCAGUUCACCGACAAGGACAAGGACGGCGUCGCCCCCAGGAACAAGAUCAGCCCCCAAGGCUACGGCCGCCGGCGCCGGCGUUCCCUGCCCGAAGCCCGCCGGAGCCGGACUCUGGUGCCUUCUGAGCCGCGGGCACUCUCGGCUCCGGCCUCACGGGUGCACCGAGGGGCCGAUGACCUCCUUAGGAUCUAGGUGCCUUAGCAGCAUUGAACAAUCGCUCAAGCGUCCUGUUGGCAUCUCUGAGGCAGGGGGCUUCGGAUCGGGACCAAGACUGUCCUGCAGAGACCUUGAGUCGUGGAGACACACACCGGCCGGCCACAGCCCUGGUUUGUUUUUUUUGCAGGGACACCCCCCCCCCCUCUUCAAGCCAGCGUUUCCUUCGCCCGGAUCCGCCAGGAUGCCCCAGGGAGGGGGGGCAGAGGAAGACCAGAGUGCCAGUCUCCACCGGGAAGAGGAGAAACGGAACUUUUUGAGACUCUCCAGGCAGGGCUGAGCCUGAACUCACGAACUGAUUUUUCUCAACGGGGUGUCAACCCCCAUCUGGGGCCCGCAAGCCUCAAUAUUACUUGAACUUUCCAAAAACCUAGAGAGGAAAAGUGCAAUGCGUGUUGUACGUACAGAGGUAACUAUCAAUAUUUAAGUUUGUUGCUGUCGAGAUUUUUUUAACUUCAAAUAUAUAGAGAUAUUUUUGUACGUUAUAUAUUGGAUUAAGGGCAUUUUAAAGCAACUAUAUUGUCUCUUCCCCCCACACCCCCUAUUUUAAAACGUGAAUGUCUAAGCGAGGUGUAACAUUUGGUUCGUGGUGUGUGUGUGUAUGUGUAUGUGUGUGUAAAGGAGUGUGCCUGAUUGUGGAAGAAGGAAAAAUCGUGUCUCUGUAUAAUCUAUUUACAUAAAAUGGGUGAUAUGCGAACAGCAAACCAAAUAAACUGUCAAUGCUGAUUCA